Messenger RNA from Vanderwaltozyma polyspora DSM 70294, 942 nucleotides. It is a transcript of the gene TRM7, whose product is annotated as tRNA methyltransferase TRM7. Gene Ontology annotation, biological process: tRNA methylation; cytoplasmic translation. Lineage: Eukaryota; Fungi; Ascomycota; Saccharomycetes; Saccharomycetales; Saccharomycetaceae. Gene Ontology annotation, cellular component: cytoplasm. The transcript has a single exon. The record is from RefSeq and is a predicted model, not a curated record. Gene Ontology annotation, molecular function: tRNA methyltransferase activity. The coding region runs from base 1 to 942 and encodes 313 amino acids.
AUGGGUAAAAGUAGUAAAGAUAAAAGAGAUUUAUAUUAUAGAAAGGCUAAAGAACAAGGGUACCGUGCUAGGUCUGCCUUUAAAUUGUUACAGUUGAAUGAACAAUUCCAUUUUUUAGAUGAUCCAAAUUUGAAAAGAGUAGUUGAUUUAUGUGCUGCUCCGGGUUCCUGGUCACAAGUUCUUUCAAGAAAGCUAUUUACAGAAGACCCUGAUAAAGAGAAUACUAAAGAUAAGAAAAUUAUUGCUGUUGAUUUGCAACCUAUGUCACCAAUCGACAAUGUUAUUACUUUACAAGCAGAUAUUACCCAUCCAAAGACUUUAGCUAAAAUUUUAGAAUUAUUUGGGAAUGAAAAAGCUGAUUUUGUCUGUAGUGAUGGUGCUCCAGAUGUGACUGGUUUACAUGACCUAGAUGAAUAUGUUCAGCAACAACUUAUCAUGAGUGCAUUGCAAUUAACUACCUGUAUCUUAAAGACUGGUGGUACGUUUAUUGCUAAGAUUUUUAGAGGUAGAGAUAUCGACUUAUUAUAUUCACAGUUAGGUUUUUUAUUUAAAAGAGUCAUCUGUGCAAAACCAAGAUCAUCAAGGGGUACAUCGUUAGAAGCUUUCAUUGUCUGUAUGGAUUAUUCUCCUCCAAAAAAUUGGUUCCCAGAACUAGAUGUUAAUAAAUCAGUAACUGAAUUUUUUGAAGGAUGUAUGGUUACAAAGGAUGAAUCAUCAAACGAUAUCCUACCUGCAUGGGUUGAAGAAGACAGAGUUAUAGCAGAAUUCAUGUCAUGUGGUGGGUUAGAUAGUUACGAUUCUGAUGCUACUUAUCACAUAGAUGAUGACUUGUCAUCAAAUAUAGCAAAGAUUUCAUUAGACCCGGUACAGAUGCCAACCAAUCCACCAUAUAAGAAAGCAUUGGAACUGAAAAGAAGUGGUAAACUUACUCGUGCAAUUUAA